AUGAUUUGGGGUGUUUUGUUAUGCUGCCUUCUCAAACCGGCUGCUGGAUAUCAAACACAGGAGCGAUUGCCUUUUUUUCACGGGCAUGUUUUUGAGAACUCGCCGACGGCUUCCAAAGUAAACGGACUGAGCAUUCCGGUGAGGCGCAUCAACGCGCAAAAAUGGUGCCCAGUCUCUGGGAUGCGCUUCAAACUGUACGGAAACGCCAGCGAAGAUUUCCACGUUUGCUUCCACCACAAGCGGGGGAAUAUAUUGCUAAAAACUUCCAGGGUUUUAGACAGAGAAGCUCGCUCAGAAUACCUGCUGAGCGUCGGUCUGUGUUGCCAGCCCCUCCUGUCGGAGUCCGUCGUUUUCGAGGUUGCGUUUGUAAAAGUGGACGUUUUGGACACCAACGAUCACGAACCCACUUUUCGCAGUGCAGACACCGUCCACAUAACUUUAGAUGACACCACAGCUCUCCGUAGUGUGGUUUACAGGCUGGAGGCUGUUGACGCAGAUAGCGGCAAGAACGCAGAGUUGACAUACAUUUCGCUCCCCAAAAAUGGCAGUUUCUAUGUUGUCCCGAAAACAGGCGAAGUUUUGCUGGUUGACUCUAUCCUGGGGCUCCCGUCUGAAGUCACAUUCUGUAUUUUUGCUAGAGACCACGGGUGGCCCCCUCUUACCAGUAAAGGUGUAGUGGUUACUAUUGCUCCACAGCGGUGGGCAACGCGUCCUGCUGAAUCAGCGGGGUCAGGAAGGGCAGGUCGGUCGCCGAGGUCACUCCUUGACCCUGGCACCCCGGUCUCCCUCAACGUGUCUGAAGAUGCCAGCAUUGGCUCGGUCAUAACGAGCCUGAGUCCCACUAGGUUUCAGUCGGCCGCCUACGAGUUGAUUUACCCGGAGUCAGAAAGCUCUCCAGUCACCGUGGGGCGCGACAGUGGAGAUAUCACGAUAACCAGGAGGCUGGAUAGGGAGACAGAGCCUUUCCUGGAGCUCACUGUUAAGAUUCAGGAUAAACGAGGCCCAGACUGGUACCUGAACAAGGUGAAGCUGAAGAUCACUGAUGUCAAUGACAACGUCCCUGAGUGGAAUAUGAAGCCGUAUCCUUACCUCGCCGUAGUGUCCCCUGAGGCACCCGCUGGAACGUUUGUCUACCAGCUCCAGGCUCACGAUGGGGAUGAGGACAAAAGCGGAGAGGUGGAGUACUUUUUGUCGGAUGGCGGUGAUGGCUGCUUUGCAGUGGACAAGAAGACAGGCCAGGUGAUGACCACGGGGCUGGUGCUCCAGCGGGACAGAGAGUACCUGUUAAGUGUGGUAGCCCUAGACGGCCUGGGCACCCGCAGUGCUCCUGCCAUGCUGUCUGUGGUGGCAGGAGCCAGAGCACCACAGUUCACCAAUACGAGCUUUGCCAUCUCCAUACCAGAGAACACACCUGAAGGACAGCCCUUCUUGGUGGUGUUUGCCAUUUCCUUCCAAAAGCAGCCAAUCAGCUACAGUCUACUGAUCAAUCCCAGUAGCCUUUUCAGCAUACAGCAGGAGACAGGGGAGAUCAGUCUGACCCGGACGCUAGAUUAUGAGAGUGACCAGCGGCGCUACCUGCUGAUGGUGCGAGCCAGCGAGGAGCCCGGCAGCCUGAGCACUGCCACAGAGGUUCAGGUGUUGAUAACGGAUGAGAAUGAUUGUGUCCCGGAGUUUCUCCAAUCCAUCUACAGUGUGGAUGGAGUCCCUGAGACUGUAACCACGGCAACAUCCCUGCUGCAGGUGCUGGCCACGGACUGUGACUCCGGGUUAAAUGCUGAGCUCACCUAUUACACCCUGAGCCCAGACUUCAGCAUUUCACCCCAUGGGACCAUAUUCCCUGCAGGCCGACUGGACUAUGAGAGACCUAACCAUCUGUAUGAAUUUGUGGUGAUGGCAGUGGACAGCGGAGAUGAGCCGCACUCUGGCACUGCCACGGUCCGUGUAAGGAUGGCAAAUGUCAACGAUGAAGCCCCAGAGUUCUCCCAGCCUGUAUAUCGAACGUUUGUUUCAGAGGAUGCGGGCCCCAACACCCUCGUUGCCACAGUCCUGGCCAAAGACCCAGAUGGUGAUAGCAUAAUCUACUCGAUAACAGCCGGCAAUGAGGAGGGAAACUUCGUCAUUGACAGCCAGAAAGGGUUGAUUCGUCUCCGCUCCACUCCCCUGCCCAAGCUUCAAGGCCUGGAGUACGUCUUGAAUGUAACGGCCACAGAUGACAAUGCAUCAGGCGGGCCACACCCCCUCUCCUCCACUGCCUGCGUCAUAGUUGGGGUUGAUGAUGUCAACAACAACAAACCUGUAUUUGAAGAGUGCCAGCAAUAUCGUGAGCAGGCUUCAGUGCUGGAGAACCAGCCAACGGGGACUUUUGUGUUGCAAGUGCAUGCUGUGGAUGCAGAUGAGGGAGCAAAUGGAAAAGUCAAAUAUGGCUUAAUGCACAGAGACAGUGCGAUGCCUGCGUUCAGAAUUCAUCCAGACACAGGAGCGAUUGUGACAGCCCGGCGGUUCGACAGGGAGCGGCAGAGAGAGUAUUCAAUUACAGUAACGGCCACUGAUUGGGCGGAGGAGCCCCUCAUCGGCAUCUGCCAGCUCACCAUUCAAAUACUGGACCAGAAUGAUAAUAGCCCCAAGUUUGAGAAUUUACGCUAUGAGUACUUCCUGAGAGAAGACACUUUGGUCGGCACCAGUUUCCUGCGUGUGGCAGCUCACGAUGACGACUUUGGCACGAAUGCAGCUAUCACUUACUCUAUGUCCGUGGAGCAGCCUGAGUACCUGAGGGUGAACCCUGUCACUGGAUGGGUCUAUGUUAACCAGCCCAUAUCGCAGAGGAGCUAUAUUACAAGGGACAUCAUAGCAACCGAUGGAGGGAACCGGAGCACUUCUGUGGAGCUGGCAGUCACCAUCACCGAUGUGAAAAACCAGCCUCCACAGUGGGAAGAGGACAGCUACAGUGUGGUCAUCCCUGAGAACACUGCCAGGGACACACCUAUAGUGACAAUCAGGGCAACUUCUCACCUGGGAGACCCAAGGGUGACCUACAACCUAGAGGAUGGGAUGGUCCCCGAAACCAACAUGCCAGUUCGUUUCUACCUCUCCCCCAACCGGGAAGAUGGCUCUGCGUCCAUCCUGGUGUCUGAGCCGCUGGACUACGAGACCACCCCCUUUUUCUCUCUCAGGGUGCGAGCACAGAAUGUGGCUGCAGUGCCUCUUGCAGCUUUCACCACUGUUUAUGUCAAUAUUACAGACGUCAAUGACAACGUGCCGUUUUUCACUUCUUCCAUCUACGAGACCUCUGUAACAGAAGGAGCCCAGAUAGGGACCUCGGUUCUCCAAGUGUCUGCUCAUGACAAAGAUCUGGGUCUUAACGGAGAGAUCACUUACUCUCUGCUGAGUGAUAGCAGUGGUGACCACCAUCUGUUCAGAAUAGAUCCAAAACUUGGAAUCAUCUACACAGAAGCUGUGUUUGAUCGUGAGGCUCGCAGCUCCUAUUUGCUGGAGGUGCAGUCAGAAGAUGGCCAGGAAUCAGCUCGGCCUGGCAAGAACAAACAGCCCAACACAGACACAGCAUAUGUGCGGGUUUUCAUCAGCGACGUCAACGACAACAAACCAGUCUUUGCUCAGCGACUGUAUGAAGUUGGUGUCGACGAGAAUGCAGAUGUGGGCCUGGCUGUUGUCACAGUUAGUGCUAAUGACGAGGAUGAAGGGGCCAAUGCCAAGCUACGGUACCAGAUAACAUCUGGCAACAAGGGUGGUGUUUUUGACAUAGAGCCAGAGGUGGGGACAAUCUUUAUUGCACAGCCACUGGACUAUGAGCAGCAGAAGAGGUACAAGCUACUGGUCCUCGCCUCUGAUGGGAAAUGGGAAGACUAUGCAGCCGUGGUGGUUACUGUAGUUAAUAAGAAUGAUGAGACACCUGUGUUCUCCAUGAAUGAAUACUAUGGAUCCGUCACAGAGGAGCUUGACGGGUCACCUGUGUUUGUACUGCAGGUGACCGCCACUGACCCAGACAAAGAUGCAGACCAGGGUGCCAUACGGUAUUCCAUUCAUGGCCAAGGAGCAGAGUCUCACUUCAUGAUCAACGACAUCACGGGGGAGAUGUAUGCCCAGCGCACUAUGGACCGAGAAGAACGUGCUGUCUGGCGCUUUGUUGUUAUGGCAACAGAUGAGGAGGGCGAGGGACUUACUGGCUUCACUGAUGUUAUUAUCAACGUGUGGGACAUCAAUGACAAUGCACCCACCUUCUCGUGUGCGCCUGAUAAUUGUCACAGUAGCGUGGCGGAAAACUCACCUCCUGGAACGUUUGUAGUGGAAAUGACAGCAGUGGACCUUGAUGAUGCAGCAGUAGGUCAGAAUGCAAUCCUCACUUACCGGAUUACUGAAAAUGCACACAAUACAAACAACGCAGAACUUUUUACUAUUGAUUCCAGCACUGGAACCAUUUCUGUGGCAGCAGAGGGUCUGGACCGGGAGAUUACUGACAGCCACCGGCUGGUAGUUGAGGCCCGGGAUGGUGGUGGUAUGACAGGUACAGCGACUGCCACUAUAGUUGUAACAGACAUCAACGACCACUUGCCAAAGUUUAGAGAGGACUGGUGUGGUGCUCGUGUGCCUGAGAGCAUUGAUGUAGAUGCCUCCAUUUUGGAGUUGAGCGCUGUGGAUCCUGACGCUGGCACGUAUGGACAGUUGGCCUUCAGUGUGGUGGCAGGAGACCCGGAGCAGAGAUUCUACAUGGUAAGCCACAGACUAGAGCAGACGGGCACUCUGAGACUGAAGAAAAAGCUGGACUUUGAAAAGCCAGGGGAGCAGCGGUUUAACCUUACUGUAAGGGUGGAAGACUCUGACUUCUCCAGCCUUAUUCACUGUCUGAUUUUAGUGGAGGAUGAGAAUGAUAAUGGCCCUGUGUUUGUCCCGAGCUCCCACUUUCUCUCCCCUUUGCCUGAGGACGUAACCGUAGGAAGCAGUGUCAUUCAGGUCGUGGCCACUGACUCUGACUCGGGGUUGAAUGGAGACAUUUUAUACAGCAUUCUUCCUCAGUCUGAUCCAUAUGGACAUUUUAUAGUUAGCCGAGGCGGUACGAUCACAGUCGCCAAACCACUGGAUAGGGAGACAGUGGCAGGUUAUGAGUUGGUCGUCAUGGCGACAGACCAGGGUACCCCAGCACGGACUGGCAGUGUCACGGUCCACUUGCCGCUGCUGGACAUGAAUGACAACGGGCCAGAGCUGGAGACAGUCUACACUCCUGUGCUAUGGGAGAACAGUCCAGCACCUCAGGUGGUCUGGCUUAACAGGAGCUCAACUCUGCUUCAUGUUGUAGACAGAGACUCCCCAGAGCAUGGGCCUCCUUUCUUUCUCUCCCUGCCCUCACUCUACUCCAUCGACUUCAACCUACAGGAUCAUGGGAACGGCUCUGCCACACUCACAGCCCUCCGGAGAUUCGACAGAGAAAGACAAAGACAGUUCUAUUUACCAGUGAUUAUGAUUGACAGCGGCAAUCCGCCAAUGACGGCCACAAGCACACUCACCAUCACCAUUGGUGACCAGAAUGAUAAUGCCCAUCAGGAAGGAGAGAAAGAUGUCUAUGUGCAAAGCCGCAAGGGAAGGAUGGCAAAUGCGGCAAUGGGAAAGGUAUAUGCCCCAGAUCCUGAUGAGUGGGACAACAAGACCUACACUCUGGAGACAAGUGCAGCCAAAUACUUCAGCCUGAAUCAGAGCUCAGGAGUGCUGACCAUUCGACAGAGCCCUCCAGCAGGGAGCUAUUGGUUGAGAAUCGGGGUGUCUGAUGGGGUGUGGCCCGAUGUGAUGUCUGGGGUCAGAGUUCAUGUCAGAGAUCUGGAGGAAAAGGCCGUCCUGUCAUCUGCCUCACUGCGCUUGACUGGCAUUACAGCGAAAGAUUUUAUCGACUCUCACGUCGAGGGGAUGAGUCGGCUGGAGAUGUUCUGGGACUUCCUGUCUGAAACCCUGUCCGUCAGACUGGGGAGUAUCAACAUUUUCAGCAUAACAGACAGAGAUGAAAAAACUGUGGACAUCUACUUCUAUGUGCUAACCGAUACUGGCUACCUGCACUCAGAGAAAUUACAUGGUGUCCUCGCGGCACAUAAAAAGAAGCUUCAGUCACUGCUGCGUGUGAAUGUGAGCCAAGUGCAGGUAGAUGAGUGUGUGGGCAUAGACUGUAAGGCAUCUGGCGGCUGCUCUACACAGUUAAGCAUCAGUGACUCGCCCACCCUGGUGGAUGCAGGUGCUUUGUCCCUGGUCUCAGUAAAGGUGAUCUCCACGGCUGUGUGUGGCUGCGCUGCCCGUGAAAUGACCCACCAACCCUGCUUCUCAUACCCCAGUAACCCAUGCCUUAAUGGAGGAACCUGUGUCGACACCCAGAAUGGAUACAGGUGCCACUGCCCCCCACAGUUUGAGGGGCCAGACUGUCAGCAGACGAGAAUUAGUUUCCUUGGCAACGGCUAUGCCUGGUUUCCUCCCAUAAGGCCAUGCUUUGAUAACCAUCUUUCACUGGAGUUUAUGACAGAGGAAGACGACGGACUGCUACUGUACACUGGCCCAUUGGCCACUCUGCUGCCUGGGGACGCUGAGGACUACAUGGCCAUAGAGCUGAUUGGUGGGACUCCCAGUCUGAAAAUUAACCAUGGUUCUGGGACCCUGGUCCUCCAGUUAACAAAUAACGCUGGGGUCGCAGACAGACGCUGGCAUCGACUUGAUGUCAGGAGCAACAGUAAAGAGGUGCGCUUCACUCUCGAUCGAUGUUCCAGUGCAAUUGUCAUGGAGACAGAAGGCGUGGACUCAUGGGCAAUGACAGAGGACCGUUCAUCCUGUGAAAUCCGAGGGGUCACACCCAACAGGGACAAGUAUCUGAACAGAAGUCUUGUGUUGCAGCUCGGGGGGGUCAAUGAGAACACAUCAUACGAAUACCCACAGCUGCAGCACAAACAUUAUACUGGAUGUAUAAGGAACCUGCUUGUGGACAGCAAGCUAUAUGACCUUGGUUCCCCAGCUGAAUCCUCCAACACUGUGCCAGGCUGUUCUCUUAUUGAUGACCACUGCACCAACGUGGAGCAACUUCGUCCCUGUGGCAAGAGGGGGCACUGUCAUGGUGAAUGGGAUUCUUUCAACUGCUUGUGUGAACCGGGGUUUACAGGGCCACAGUGUGACCAAGUUGCUCCAGAGUUCUCCUUUGAUGGACGGAGCCACAUUCAGUUCCAGCUCUUAUGGUCCCUUCCAGCACGGCAGACAAGAGUCCAGGUUGGACUACGAACACGUGCUGUCACCGGUGUGAUCCUCAGCCUGCUUUCCCAGGAGCAGAAUGAAUAUUUACGCUUAGAGGUUAUUCAGGGUCUGCUGGCUGUUUUCUACAACCUUGGAGAUGGAGAGUACAACCUGACGCUGCCGUUCCAACGCCUGGAUGAUGGAGAGUGGCACGAGGUGGAGGUGGAUCGCUACGGCAAAGAGUUCACCCUGCGACUGGACGGAGGUGGAGGACGACGGGAAAUUACGGCAUCACCUGGGCAGAGUCAGGAGAUUAUUAUUGACCCUUCUGUGGUGAUGCUUGGAAACUCUUUUCCCUCAGGACACAACCGGAGCUUCACUGGCUGUUUGCGAGAUCUGAGGUUUUAUGGCCGCACCAUUCCCCUGGAUUGGGAGCAGUCAUCAGAGGGGCUUCAGGUGGUCUCCUCCCAGGGCGUCUCCGUCGGCUGCUCUUCAGAGGCCUGCAAGAAACAUCACUGCUCCCCUCCUCUGGUCUGCGUAGACGUCUGGAGACACCACGAGUGCAGGUGCCCUCCAGGCCACAUGACCAAAGAGAGCUCCUUGGGCAAAGUGUGUGUCUACACACUGUGUGCAAGCCGGCCGUGCCGCCAUGGCACAUGUGUGGCUCACUCUCCUUCCCGGUACUCGUGCCACUGCAGCGAGGGCUACCGGGGACGGCACUGCGAGGUGUCACUCGCCAUGUUCCAGGACAGCAACAGCCUCAGCCUCAGCUCCAUGUUUGCCAUCAGCAUCUGUGUCAUGGCCUUUCUAGUGUUGAUGCUGGGCCUGUUCCUAUACUCCUGCUGGCGGAGACACAAGGGCCUAAAGGAGGGUGUGUACCAUGUGUCUGCGCACCAUGGCGAGUGGGAGGACAUCCGAGAAAAUGUGCUCAACUACGACGAGGAGGGUGGAGGGGAGCAGGACCAGAAUGCCUUUAAUAUGGUGGAGCUGCAGCGCUCCCUCCAGCCUAGCCCGGCACAGUCACUUCGAUACAGCUAUCCACAAAGCAUCAUCUCCUACCCGCAGACUAAGCUUCCCCAGGACAACAACAAGAAGGGGAUGUCUAAUGGGAACGGCAGUGCAGCUAUCGCCCUGCGUCUGGCCAUCCCACCCUCAGAGACCGAAACCCUGCCAUCCCCUCUGACCUUCCGCCGCUCCCAGAAAACCCUGUCCUUCUCCAGCCAGGACUUGGCCCGCUACCUGUGUGAGGUCAUCAGGGACAUGGAGCACCCAGGGGAUCUCGGUACCAUGACCACACCACGUCGUCCCUCUGGAAAGGAACGUGGCCUGGCAGCGGUGCGCUCCCUAAGCUCCCUCAGUGCAUCUCAGGGUUCAGAGGUCAGGCUUCAGGGGGGCCAGAGCAGCCGACUGGACAGGUUCAAAACCCUCCGAGCUGUGCUUAGCGAUUUGAGAGGAGACUCCAAGACCCCGGAGGGCCAGAGAGACAAACUGAAGGAGAGCAGAGGGCAGCUGAACUGUGAGAAGAGUGGGUGA
Molecule: messenger RNA, 8739 nt
Organism: Scomber japonicus (chub mackerel)
Lineage: Eukaryota; Metazoa; Chordata; Actinopteri; Scombriformes; Scombridae
Product: neural-cadherin-like
Exons: 33
Coding region: 1-8739 (2912 amino acids)
Biological process (GO): homophilic cell-cell adhesion
Cellular component (GO): plasma membrane; catenin complex
Molecular function (GO): calcium ion binding; cadherin binding
Source: RefSeq, a predicted model, not a curated record